Dictyostelium discoideum AX4 is the source of this 243-nucleotide messenger RNA. RefSeq lists its product as hypothetical. The coding region runs from base 1 to 243 and encodes 80 amino acids. The transcript has a single exon. Lineage: Eukaryota; Evosea; Eumycetozoa; Dictyosteliales; Dictyosteliaceae. The record is from RefSeq and is a predicted model, not a curated record.
AUGUUACCAGGGAUUCCAAAAAAAGAUCAUAUUGAAACUUUAAAUAAAACUAAUCCAGGUGCCAAUUUGAAAUUUGUACCAACCUUAAAUGCGAUGGUAAUGUUUGUUCCAAUGUAUCGUGAUGAUCCAUUUACAAUUCAUUAUAAUGAUUUUGUUUGGGACCCAAUUGAAUACAAUACAAUAAUUGGCCUAUUAGUUGAAAACUCCAAUAAAUGGUCUCCAAAAACUCUUUCAAAUCAAUAA